Physcomitrium patens is the source of this 2291-nucleotide messenger RNA. Its product is annotated as putative alpha-L-fucosidase 1. Gene Ontology annotation, molecular function: alpha-L-fucosidase activity. NCBI's taxonomy places the organism in Eukaryota, Viridiplantae, Streptophyta, Bryopsida, Funariales, Funariaceae. The record is from RefSeq and is a predicted model, not a curated record. Gene Ontology annotation, biological process: glycoside catabolic process; fucose metabolic process. Gene Ontology annotation, cellular component: lysosome.
CCAGCGGUCUAUUUCCUUCAAAAAUAGAACGGUCUAUCGAAUAGAUAGCUUUUAGAACUGCGUUGGGGAACUCCGUGGCGGGUCUAUAUAGAAUAGACCUCGGAAUAGCCCCGAGUUGGAGAUGCUCUAAUUUAGCAAACACAUGGCAUCUCCGUCCAUGGGAUUGUGAAGCGGGCCGAAGCUCUCUCAUUCUCUUUCGUUGUUUGUGGUUUUCUGCUUUCUGAUACCAGCUGAUGUUUUUUCCAUCACAAUCCCACGCAAUUUGUCGAGAAUGGGCUUGUCCACAAAAUGCUUCACAACUCUGCUACACUUUUUUUCAGGGCUUGGAUGGAGUAUUGCAGAAUCUGACAUUCUGGAUGCGUGACUGAUGAGCAAUGCCUCGGGUCAGUGACGAGAAUUGAAGCAAACAAAAAAGGGGUAGAAAUCCACAAGGCGAAGGGAUCUCUGCCCGGAGUUUGCUGCGAUUGGAGUACAUUGCUAUGUGCGGGAGAAUUGGAAUUGGGUUGCAGCGUGUGAGUGGGUUGCUGUCCUGGGAAUGUCCGAAUUCAACUGACGUUAGUGUUCAAGAGUCUUGGAAAUGCGAACACUCGUAAGGGUCGCGAGGGAUUGAGGAUUAUUUCAGGUUAAGUUGGAGUGCAACAAUGGAGAGGGAUUCGUUGAGUCUGUGUGGCCGCUCGGGGCUGUUGGCUCUCUUGUUGAUGUCAGCGACAGCCGUUGUAGUUGUAAGCUUCACCUCGCCUCUUCCACCCCCACUGCCCAUCAUGCCAUUGCCGUCGUACCGGCAGCUCAGAUUCCAGCGGCAGGAGCAGAUCAUGUUCUUCCAUUUCGGUGUCAACACGUUUACAGGUAAAGAGCAAGGUGAUGGAACAGAGGAUCCCUCCAUCUUCAAUCCCGAAGGCCUGGAUGCUAGGCAGUGGGUGCGAGAGGCGAAGAAUGCAGGGUUUAAGGUCGUAAUUCUCACAGCAAAACAUGCGGAUGGGUUUUGUCUGUGGCCCUCAGCAUACACAAACUACUCCGUCAAGAGUUCUCCAUGGAAGAACGGCACAGGAGAUGUGGUGCGCGAGGUUUCGGAUGCAGCGAGGGAGGAGGGUCUUGAGUUCGGUCUGUACAUGUCGCCCUGGGACCGUCACGAACCUACUUAUGGUGACACUCUUCUCUACAACGACUACUAUCUUGGUCAACUGCGGGAGCUUUUGACCAUGUAUGGACCUAUCUCCCAGUUUUUUGUGGAUGGGAACAAGGAUCCAUCGUCGAAGGACAUGUACUAUCUCUUCGACGCAUGGUUCGCUCUCAUCCAUCAAAUGCAGCCCAACGCAAACAUCUUCUCUGAUGAUGGGCCGGACGUUCGUUGGGUCGGCAAUGAAGCUGGGGAGGCCGGCACGACCAGUUGGUCUAUGAUGAACAGAUCGAUGGUCACGAUUGGAGGCCCAUUUGAAGAGUAUCUGAACGAGGGCGAUCCGAAUGGCUCAGAUUGGGUCCCUCCAGAGUGCGACGUCUCCAUCCGGCCUGGUUGGUUCUGGAAAGAAAGCCAGCAACCUAAGACGGUGAACAAGCUCCUCGAUAUUUACUACAAGUCAGUCGGCCGCAACUGUGUGAUGCUCCUCAACGCACCCCCAAACCAGACAGGUCUUUUGCACGGGACGGAUGUUGCCAAUCUACGCGACUUCAGAUCUGUCAUCGAUCGCAUCUUCGCUACAAACCUGGCCUCCAAGGCUCGUGUGAGCGCAAGCAGCACCCGAGGAGGUGACAUCUCUUCAUUCCGGCCCGACCAAGUCUUGAAUGACGACUUAGAAGCUUACUGGGCAUCCGAGGAAGGUCUCACAACCCCCUUUCUCACACUUGACCUCGGGUCCAACAAAACCUUCAACGUUGUGAAGCUGCAGGAGGCUGUGCACCUGGGCCAACGGGUGCAACUUUACCACGUGGACGUUAUGCAGGAUGGGCGCUGGAAAACUGUUUCUGUCGGGACUACAAUUGGCUACAAGAAACUGGAUAGGUUUGAGAAAGUGCACAGCCAGCUUGUGCGGAUCUACAUUGAUGGAGCCCGAGGUACUCCUCUUAUUUCUGCUGUGGGCUUGUACCUCGAUACAUGGUCGGCACUUUCUCUGGCAGCAGAGUCGACACAAGUGUCUGAGUAGCCGUGGCAUGGCCUUGCGAAUGUACAGCAGGUUGAAUGCAUCUAGAUCCGACCAAAUUCUCAAAAUGGUUCACUUGAAUUUGUGAACUUGUCGGGUGCUGACCCUGCUAAUUACAAAAUUCAAUAUGCAUCGACUCCUGUGUAAAGUUUUUUC